Aspergillus calidoustus is the source of this 1488-nucleotide messenger RNA. The record is from the annotation of a GenBank genome assembly. Lineage: Eukaryota; Fungi; Ascomycota; Eurotiomycetes; Eurotiales; Aspergillaceae.
AUGGGCCCAACUCACUGCUGGCUCAGCCUGGCCUGCUUGAUUGCGCUCCUGAGCAUCGGCAGCAAUGCGUUCAUCUCGAGCCGUGCGAAUAUCAGCAGUGAACUAGGCCCGCAGCUCUCUGAAGCGGCGAGUAUCUACUUUCCUGACGCCGAAGAGUUCACGCAGGCCACGGAUAGAUGGUCUGACUACUACUCGCCGAACUUCACGGUCGUCGUUCAAGUAGCCGAGGAGGAGGAUGUGGCUAAGACAGUUCGUUACGCCAACGCUAAUGGAAUUCCCUUCCUUGCGGUGAAUGAUGGACACGGCGAUAUCUCGAGUCUUGGACGACUAGAACACGGUAUCCAGAUUUGGCUGCGCAAGCUCAACUCUAUUAAGAUCUCAGAGGAUGGCCGUACCGCCACGUUCGGUGGUGGUGUCCGCUCGUACGAGUUGAUGCACACUCUCUUCGAUCAGGGAAAGCAGGCUGUACAUGGCGUCUGUGAGUGCACGAGUUAUCUCGGACCAGGUCUGGGAGGUGGCCACGGUGCUCUCCAAGGCCGACAUGGGCUCGUUUCCGAUCAGUAUCUAUCAUUGCGUAUGGUCACAGCGGAGGGCGAGAUCCUCGAAGUCGCACCAGACAACAAGAACAAUGAUCUAUGGUGGGCAAUGCAAGGCGCAGGCCACAACUUCGGAAUUGUGACCUCGAUCACCUCGAAAAUCUACGACCUUGUUGAAUACGGCAUGUGGUCGUGGGAACAGCUCUUAUUCACCCAUGACCAGGUUGAAGAGGUUUUUGAGCUCUUCAACAAACUCGCUGAUAACCAGCCGCCUGACUUCCUGGUUUGGUCAUAUAUCCCUAUCAUCAUGUCCCAUUUCUUGCGCGGAGGAGUUUCCGAAAUAGACACCGAGAUCAUCCAGCCGUUCCGCGAGCUUUCAGGUGGCUCAAUGGACAAUGCUACAGGACUCUAUACCGACAUCCCCAAGUGGAUCGGCACCGAUCUGGCCGGGAGGGGUUGCGCAAGGUCUGGAAGCAAGAUCCGGUUCCCAAUCGGCUUCUCGCGGUAUAACCCUAAAGCGCAGCGAGAGUUCUUUGAUGCAUUCGCAGAAGGAACCGCAGGCGACUCGCCCUUGAACACAUCUCUAGUGUUGCUAGAGCAAUACUCUGUGCAAGGCGUCCAGGCUGUUCCCGAAGAGUCAACUGCCUUCCCUCACCGACAGGAUGAUUUGCUCCUUUCUCCUAAUAUCCAAUAUAAGUCCCCGGCCGAUCCGGAGACGGAGUUCCAGGCAAUGGUACUUGGAGAUAGUCUGAGAGCGAUCCUGCUUAAAGGAACAGCCUCGAAUGAGCUGCGAGCGUAUGUCAAUUAUGCUGCUGGAAAUGAAGGACCCAAAAGCUGGUACGGGUACGAGCCAUGGAGACUGGAGCGGCUUUCGAAGCUGAAGAGAAAGUACGAUCCGAACGGCAGAUUCUCGUACUAUGCGCCAAUUCCUCAAGGGUUCGACUCGGAGUAG